Messenger RNA from Aureobasidium subglaciale EXF-2481, 835 nucleotides. RefSeq lists its product as uncharacterized. The transcript has a single exon. Bases 205 to 702 code for a protein of 165 amino acids. NCBI's taxonomy places the organism in Eukaryota, Fungi, Ascomycota, Dothideomycetes, Dothideales, Saccotheciaceae. The record is from RefSeq and is a predicted model, not a curated record.
CUCAUAUUUACUGUCAGGCAGGCACUGAUACUUCGUUGAGGUUUUGAAUCAAUCGAGUUGCGCUUUGAGGGAGGAAUCCGGCGCCUCUUUGGCGUUUGAAUAUUCCGCCAGCAAGUUUGGUGAUGGCUGCAUCGGUUUGAUCUAGGCAACAAGUCCUUUGGAGCUCACUGUCAAACAUCUCCUUAUACCCAUCCCCGGCCAAGAAUGCAGCCGUAUCGGAGCACAGUACUUUACGAGUCUGUACCACCUCUCGUUGGAGUGCAUCGCUUCGACACACUUCAGCAGAUACUCGAAUCAUCGAAGAGCUGUGCGUUCUUGAAGUCCUCACAGCUCUUAUGCGCGUUGGAUAGAAGGAUAGAGGUGACACGACUGGAGAUAGGAUUACUGCACGGGGUUGCUGAUCAUCCGCACCAAGCACUGACAUCCCUUCUGCUGGUUAUUCACUGCAGCUUCCGUCGAUCGCUUCGCACUGUUACGCGUUGCGGAACUGCUUCGCAUUAUACCUCAUCUGGUUGGCAUACUUUGCUUCUUUCCCACCUUAAGUUUCCCUGCGACAAGAACUGCUUCCUUUCCUGCUUCGUUCUGGAAGAGAUGCCGAACGUGGAGAUCUUCGAGCGGUCUCUGCGCAGGUGUCUCCAGCCUAGACGAUCUGAGCCCUGUCAUAGGGUUCCUGCUAUCUCGACACUGACUGUUCAUCUCUGAACUGAUUAUUACCUUUCUUGGACAACGCGACAGCUCACAGUAUCUCAUAUACCGACACCGAUGAAAGCCCAGACGCCGUGAUUGAUAGUAUGAUCGGCGAGUACGGGCCAAAGAACUUCUGCGGCUUCUGCUG